This is a messenger RNA of Sardina pilchardus (European sardine), 4891 nucleotides long. Its product is annotated as protein MTSS 1-like. Gene Ontology annotation, molecular function: actin binding; phospholipid binding. The transcript is spliced from 15 exons. The record is from RefSeq and is a predicted model, not a curated record. Gene Ontology annotation, biological process: plasma membrane organization; positive regulation of actin filament bundle assembly; adherens junction maintenance. Lineage: Eukaryota; Metazoa; Chordata; Actinopteri; Clupeiformes; Clupeidae. Gene Ontology annotation, cellular component: actin cytoskeleton; cytoplasmic side of plasma membrane. The coding region runs from base 433 to 2793 and encodes 786 amino acids.
UUGAAGUAAGCAGAGAGUCGGAACUCACUUGAAAUAGCAUUGACUUAGGUAGACGCUAAGUGGACACGUUUUUUUUUCAUAUAACAAAAAACCUCACAGGGUUUAGCUUUUUUUCUUAAUUACUUAGGCUGCACGGUGUUUUGGAUCUUCUCCCUGGAAUGAAACCAUGGAACUUAAACCAGCGUGGAAACUAGGACUGCCUUGAAUUCUGGUCGCAGUCGUUCAAUGAAUUUUCCUCUCCAUCGUAGGAGAGUGCUGCGUAUAGGCUAUUCACGCAGACGGGAUACCGCAGAAGUCUCUGAGCGGAAUUACACCUCUAGUCGAAAAACAACGGCUGCUGUCUACAGAAUUUGGUGGUACCUCUCCAGGAAACGAGAGUAAACAAAUUACACCAGGGUGUUUGCAGAAUAAACAAUAAACGCAGGGUAGAAAAUGGAGACGGUGAUGGAGAGAGAAUGCAGUGCGCUUGGAGGACUUUUCCAAACAGUCAUUGGCGACAUGAAGAGCAGCUAUCCAGUGUGGGAGGACUUCAUCAGCAAAGCUGGCAAACUGCAGUCCCAGCUCAGGACAACAGUGGUUGCCGUGGCUGCCUUCCUCGAUGCCUUCCAGAAAGUGGCCGACCUGGCAACUGGUAGCCGUGGAGGCACCAGGGACAUCGGAUCAGCCCUCACCAGGAUGUGCAUGAGGCACAGAAGCAUCGAGGCCAAGCUGAGGCAGUUCUCCAUGGUGUUUAUCGACUGCCUGAUCAACCCGCUGCAGGAGCAGAUGGAGGAGUGGAAGCGGGUGGCCAACACCCUGGACAAGGACCAUGCCAAAGAGUACAAAAAGGCCCGACAGGAGAUCAAGAAGAAAUCCUCUGACACGCUCAAACUGCAGAAGAAAGCAAAGAAAGGCCGCGGGGACAUCCAGCCGCAGCUAGACAGCGCCAUGCAAGACGUGAGCGACAAGUACCUGCUGCUGGAGGAGACGGAGAAGCAGGCGGUCAGGAAGGCGCUGAUCGAGGAGCGCGGGCGCUUCUGCACCUUCGUCACCAUGCUGCGUCCCGUCGUGGAAGAGGAGAUGUCCAUGCUGGGAGAGAUUACCCACCUGCAGGCCAUUUCUGAUGACCUUAAGACACUGACCAUGGACCCACACAAACUCCCCCCCUCCAGCGAGCAGGUAAUUAUAGACCUGAAGGGCUCCGACUACAGCUGGUCCUACCAAACGCCCCCCUCCUCUCCCAGCACCACAGUGUCCAGGAAGUCGAGCAUGUGCAGCAGCAGUCUGAACAGUGUGAACAGCAGUGACUCGCGCUCCAGCGGCUCCCACUCCCACUCGCCCACCUCCCACUACCGUUACCGCGGCUCCGCCCCGCCCCAGCAGGGUCCCGCGCGCCUGCCCAGCGUCUCCUCGCACGACUCCGGCUUCAUCUCCCAGGACGCCUAUCAGUCCAAGUCCCCGUCCCCCAUGCCCCCGGAGACCAGCCCACAGCCCUCUUCUGAGUCCAGCUCGUCGGACGCCUCUGAGUCUGGUCAAGCCAGCAGCGAGGGCAGCCCACAGGGCCCUCAGGGGCCCACUCAGCCUGGCCCCAACACUGAUGGGGAGAAGUUGUCAAAUGGCUACGACCAUCACAGACCCCCCGACUCGCCCUGUCUGCGUGAGGAGGAGUGCUCCCUGGAGCAGUACCUACCCCUACCACCACCCGUACCCUCCUCCGCCUGCCCCACCCUCUCCCCAACCACCAUUAUCACCACCACCACCACCACCCCGACCUCCCCUUCCCCGGUGUGGCCCUGGUCUCGCCCAAGCUCGUCCAUGAUGAGCGACUACCCCCCCUACUGCCCCCUGGUCCCGGGCAUGAUGCCCUUCUCCUCCAGAGUGCCCAGCUGGAAGGACUGGGCUAAGCCUGGGCCCUAUGACCAACCCAUGGUGAACACGCUGAGGAGGAACAAGGAGAAGCGGGAGCCCACAAGCCCCCUGGCAGGAGAGGCCAGCACUGCAGGGGAGGACCCACAGAGACCCAGGACCAUCAACCCCUCCAGCCUUCCUAAGCAGGAGGAUGCAGAGGCCCACGAGGAGCUGGCCAUGGCCCUGAGCAGAGGCCUGCAGCUGGACAUCCAGCACUCCAGCCGAGACUCCCUCCAGUGCUCCAGUGGCUACAGCACCCAGACCAACACACCCUGCUGCUCUGAAGACACCAUCCCCUCACAGGUGUCAGAUUACGAUUACUUCACUGUGGGUGGAGAGCAGGAAGUGGACCAGCAGGACUUCGACAAGUCCUCCACCAUCCCGCGGAACAGCGACAUAAGCCAGUCUUACCGCCGCAUGUUCCAGUCCAAGCGGCCGGCCUCCACUGCAGGGCUGCCGUCCAACGCCGGCCCGGUCAUCCUCACCCCGGGCGUGGCCACCAUCCGCCGCACGCCCUCCUCCAAGCCCAACCUGCGCCGGCCGUCCGGCGGCGGCAUGGGCCCCAUCCCCAUCCGCACGCCCAUGGUGCCCGUCAAGACUCCCACCGUGCCCGAGUUCCCCGCCGGCCUGCCCUUCUGCGAGGAGAGCGAGACGUGUUCGCCCCCCACCACCAGCCCCGCUGGGUCGCCCACCGCAACGGCCACCGGGGCAGCAAACGCCGGCGGCAACAGCCCCACGUCUUCGCCGCUGGCGCACACUCCGGGCGCGGGGCCCCACGGCGACGCUAGCGCAGAGGCGGCCGACACGCAGAGCGGCCAGGGAGACAACAUGCUCCUGGCCAUCCGCCGAGGGGUGAAGCUGAAGAAGACCACGACCAACGACCGGUCGGCCCCGCGCAUCGCCUGAAACCACACCCCCCCCCUACUGCAUAAGCGUGGAAGCAGUAAGGUGGGGAAUGGGGGUCUAAGAUGUAGCAAAAGUUUGUGUUGAGGUAUAAAAUGACAUUCGUGUCCAUACCUGUAGCAGGAGGAAGGGAAAUAUGGGGUCAGGAUGAGGUGACCUCAGAAAUAUAUGUAGGUCUCAGAGAAGGGAGAGAUUGGAGCAUUUGAUUUUAAUAUUUCCAUGACUUUUCAGAUUAGACGAAAAAAGGCUCUGUCUUUGUUUUGUACAUAAAUAAUUCUAAUUAUAUUUUGAAGUGUUAUACAGUAUGUUUAUAUGUUUCUCUUUUGUCAUUGAUGCUCCAUUUGUAAUCCCCAUUUCUGAAAAAAAAGGUGCCAAAAGCCUCAAAGCUGAGCGUUUUUCAAUAGUUUCAUUUCACUUAAUAGGAUUUAUCUUUUCUGUGAAAAUGCCAGAGAUUAUGAAAAAGUAAAGCAAUGACGAGAGUUAGGGUGGACAAUCUACUAGAUAGAACUGUUAAAACUGAAAGAAAAGUGCACUAGAGAACAGCCAGAACUGCGAUAUGGCAUCAUCUCUUAAAAACGUCCCUUAUAAACUCAUUUGAUACGUCCCCGUAGCUUAACGUGCAUGCCCAAUCUGAAAGAUUAUUGUGGCCAGUCGCUUCUGAAGACACAUACUUUAAUUGACUGUGCAGUGUCAGGCAGUAUUGUAAAUAGAACACACAGUCUAAAUAGUCGAGAAAUAGACGACACACGUUUGUAUGUUUCAACUGAAGUCUGGGUGAGACGCAAAAGUGUGUGAGUGUCUGGUGGAUAUUGAGCAUCCCUUUCUGCCCAUCGUGUCCAUUUUUGUGUUCGUUACACUACACUUCACUGGAGUGAUACACUUUGGUAAAAAGCCAAAGUGUAGAUGAACCCAAGGAUGUUUCAAAGACCCUCAACGCAUGGUUAAACAUUUCUUUUAAGUUUUCAGAAAAGGCCUCUCUAAAAGUAAAAAUUUAUACAGUAUAUGUUUCUUCAAUGUAAGCUGAGCCCCUUGAGAGACAUGCUGAUGGGCCUUAGGAUUAGUGACAUGUUCCGUAGACAGUCAAUUUCACGUUGCUCCACAGGAACUCCUUUAGUAACUUUGUUACAAUCGUGGAGUCAGCCGUGAUGGCGUACUAUUCACUUCUGUUCACAUACACUGGUGGUGUACACAUUUUGGUUUGGGAAGCUCCUUCAGUUGAAGCUUUGUUUUUAAAUAAUUCUUGAUAUAUAUUUUUGCCCUUAACUUAUUUCAACACAUGAAGACUCCUGCGAGAACUGGUCUACAAAGACCCUACAUUUUCCCAAGAACCACUGUAAAUCCACCAAGUAUUCAAAGCCAUUACCUCAUUGACGUAAGACUACAGCAGUCUAAAACAGUUUUCCCAAGGGAAGAGCUAGCUCAGCUACACUGUCGACAUGAACUUUUCUCACAAAAGUAUAAAGAAAUGUAUUUCUGCAUGUUGCUUUCAGAGUAUUAAUGCGCAUUACUUUAAAAAACUACAACUAUUUAUCCAAAUAAAUUCCCUCUUUCCCCCGCUCACCACAUCCCCAUUUUAGAGCCGUUGAAUAUAUUGUGCAGCGACUGAGGUCUGUGCUGUUGUCCCAGAAAAAGCGGACCUCUAUAAUGUGCGUAGAACAGAGUAGCUGAUGCGACAUGCAUAUGACGCUGACAUUAUGAACUGUCUGCACCUGUGUGAUUUCCUGUCUUGAUUACAACAUAAGUGGUUUAUUAUAAAUGUCAAACAACUCUAGCUGUAACUAUGUGUUGUUUUCUUUUUUCCAGAGUACAGCUGUUUAGAUAAGUUGCCAAAAUGUUCCCUUUGUAAAAUAACCCAGAUGUUCAAAACGCAUAGGUUUGGUGUUUUUAACCCGUUGUUGAAAGCAGAUGGUCAAACUUCAGGAUUUCUUAGACACUGUUGCUAAUGCUUGCUUCAGUAUCAUGUCUGUGUAUGAAGAGUUGACUUUUUGUUUAUAUGUUUUAUAUCCUGUCUCCUCUGACCUUUCAAAGAUGGUUCCUGUUUCUGUAGUUCUAUCCCCUCUCUCUGUCAAACAGUUUUCAGCUUACAAUAAAGGUGUUGAAA